This is a messenger RNA of Pyricularia grisea, 1269 nucleotides long. RefSeq lists its product as uncharacterized. The record is from RefSeq and is a predicted model, not a curated record. Gene Ontology annotation, molecular function: ATP binding; protein kinase activity. Gene Ontology annotation, biological process: protein phosphorylation. Bases 1 to 1269 code for a protein of 422 amino acids. The transcript is spliced from 2 exons. Lineage: Eukaryota; Fungi; Ascomycota; Sordariomycetes; Magnaporthales; Pyriculariaceae.
AUGGCAUCACCUCCAGCAGGCUCGGAAGAGUUCCGCAUUAUCAAGUAUUACGAUCUCAACCAUGAUCCGACAAAGACCCUCGUGGAGGUUGAGCGGACCAGCGACGGUGAAAUCCUCCUCGGGCGCCGCAUAGACAAGAAGACCACGUCGUCAAAUUUUGUUGAGAUGUUUAACAACACCCCCGCGAAAGACUUGAUCAAACAACUUUUAAACCACGAGAACCUCGUAUCGAUCGCGGGGGAGGUCGCUGGCGCCAGAAUCGUCGGGCCCAACGGGAGUAAGGGGGUCGAAUCGUGCAAAUAUCUCGUCUUUGACCACUGCGACGCGGGUACGCUCGACACCAUGCUCCGGAAUCCGCCGGUGCCGCUGACCAGCACGGGGUUCAUCCCGCCUUCCCUUUGCUGGCACCUGCUUGUCAGCCUGCUCCGGGCGCUGGCGUGGCUGCAUGACGGCUACCGCGAGGACGGGGUCGGCACCGCGGUCAAUGCGCCGCGAGGCAUGGACUACGACGGCUACGAGCAGGACAACUGGUUCGAGGAUGCGGACUGGCUGGCAGUGCUACACGGUAAAAUUACGCCUGAGAAUGUCUUCUUGCAGAGGCCCAGGGGUUCCGAGACGUAUGGUUUGGUCAAACUGGGCAACUUCUCUGAUGCCCAAGUCGCGACCCAUGUGCGCGGGGCGAAUGGGGUCUUGGUGGCGUUUAAGCGCUUCAGGGGCGAAGCAUCUUCAUCUGAGCAGCUGGAAAAGCUUAGGGACGGCAAAUUUGACGAUUACCCGAAUUUCUAUUCAUACUACACUCGAGGUUCCGACCUCCGAGCUGUGGGUGGCAUCCUGUACCAUAUGAUGACGGGCAAGCAACUCCGGCCGCCCAACAAAUGCCCACGGUGGGAUUGUGGCUGCUACCACUGCGAACGGGACGCGCCCCCCUGCCAGCACGACUGCUUCGAGAAUGUCGACCUGUCAAGCCAUGACAAGUGCGUCGACCUGUUCAGCAACCUCACCGACUACCACGGGCCAUACACUGAGAAGGAUCUUUGCAUACAGGUUGGCAGCCUGAUGGCGAUCGACCCCAAGACUAGCAGGCUCGAUAGUACGGUCUCGCUGUACCAGGUAGUCAAGGCGGCGCACGAGGCCUGGCUGAACUAUCACCCAGACGGUCAGCUGAUUGUUACAUUGGAGGAUGACUUGUUGGCCAGGGAGAGGAGGGCAUGGAAGAAGGCGGGCAGAAUGAUGGCGGCGGAGAAGAGAGGGCGGCGUCGUAAUAUUUGA